UAGUCCACUAGAAACCUAAAGACCGAAAAAGGCUGUUUAGUCUUGCUUCAUCUCUUCCGAACCUCGUGUCAAAGCUGCGACCAGCCAGGACCACGCCCCAGACCACCAGAGUCAAGACGCCUGCAGGACUGUUCCUGAGACGACCACUGAGAACAACGUUGUCUUUGAUGAGGCCAAGCUUUAAGGAGACAAUGCAGGACAAAACAGGAUGCACAGUGCAGCCUGGGUGGUGAACAGACGCAGGCCAACGCUCGCUACGCAUGACAUUUCCCAGAGGGGAGUGAGGAGAUUGCCCUUGGGCUUUUAGCUCCAGUCACUGGGCGGUCCCCUGGCCUGGAUCCUGUGCUGACCCCUCAUGUGUGGCCAUGUGAGCAGCUGCUUACAGCUCACGACAACUCCCAGCACACCCCCUCCCCUCGUCCGCUUUGCCCUUACUCCCAACAUCACCGUUUUCACUGUCUAACUGUUCGGGCGCCAAGGGACACACACAACUUGCCGUUACCUACUGAAGCUCCGUUCUCUUGCUCUGGGACCAGACGUGCUUGUCUGCCUGCUAGAUUGGCCGUGUUUGAUUCACCACGACACCAGAGCAUGAUGCGGACGCUACUGGAGAGCAGCUGGAUGAGGUUUGGGCCAGCUGGCCGUGCAAGCAUCGAUUGGGUGACUGGGUCACCUUCUCCACCCACAGUGGAAAGACAGUUACAGGGUUACCGCUGGGAUGAGCUGAACCCAGAUCAGAAAGGGAAGUCAGAGCUGAAUCUCUACGUGGUCCUCUCUGUCGCCACCCUCCUCGUAGUGAGCCUCCUGGUGCUCAUGGGCUACAGGAGGUGCACCUCCCGCAAACUGAGCCUGGCCCAAUUAAUCUCCCUGGACCUUCAGGACGCGGAGAGCAGCGCCCAGUUCCUCACCUCGGUGACUGGACGUGGCGAACGCCACACCAGCACGUGUUCGGACACUUCGGAUGGCGUGUUCCUUAUGGUGUACCUGCCGCCGCCCUACGAGGAGACGCUGACCAAGAUCAGCCGCGCCGGCAGUCUGACCAGUGGCAAAGACAUAGAGACUGUGAAGACCGAGGACCUGGAGGCCAGGCUGUGCCCGGAGAUCAAGUCCAGUGGACGUUAUGUGUGACUCAGGAAUACUGGUGAUGCGUCUCAAAUGGCACACUUUAUUCUCUAUAUAGCCCACAUAUGAUUAUAGUCAAAAUAGUGUCCUAUAUAGGAUGUAGGGAAUUAUUUCUGGCUAGGACUAAGAGACUAAAAUCCUUUGAAGGGACAUUAUCGUUCAAGCUCUUAAUAAGGGGUUUUCAGUGGGCCGCUACAUAAAAACAACAGAUCGAGCUACUCUUCUGAUAGUCCCAUCUGUUUACAGUAUGACAAUGUUCGGCCAGCAGACACAUUUUACAGUCGACCAGUCACAUCAGAUCUUAUAUCAAAUAUAUUUCUUAAUCUGAUCUGAUAGAUCAAAAGACCAAUUAAUUUUAAAAAAACUCAGAACUGGGCUGCCUGUCUGAACACUGCCAAUUUUCAUCUUCAAUGCUAUGUUUACACAGGCAGACCAAUUCAGAUUUGUUUUCCCACUAAUUAGGUUUACUGAUUCCAUGAGGACAUUCACUAAUGCUCUUUUUAUAUCUGGCUGUAACAUGGGUACUGAAAUUGUUCACAUUGUAAUCGUUAAAAAAAGUUUGACAGGUUGGUGAAUGUGAUUGCAUUUACACAGGCAACACAAUUCUGACUCAUUUGCACCACUAAUUAGUGUUUUGACAAAAAAAACUAUCCAAAAUGUUAUGUUAAAACAGCCUAGAUUUGUGCAAAUCUAAACAUUAAUCAAUUUGAAGCUUAAUUAUUCCAACCACUAAAAUUACUGACAGUUGGCAUUGUUAAAUAAAUGGCAUUUAUGUGCCUUAAAAUACAUAAAUAAUAGUGUGGGAAAAACAUUUGAGAAUUUGCAUAUGUAAUGAAAGACCUGAUUACAGACAAUGUGAACAGAGAGGCAUUUUAAUACUAUGUGUAUAUGCAACACACAUUGAUCAGAUGGUCAUUGGACCAUAUUGAUCAGAUCACAAAAAACACGUUAGUGCAGGGUGUAAGAAAGAUUUAUGACUAUGUACAACAGCAAUUGGUCACUGUAUGGCAAAAGAAAACCUUCAUAGACACAAUAAUUAUAUAAAUAGAAAAUGUAUUUUGUAGUUAUUCCCAAAAUAAAUUAUCCUGUUUUUACAUCCACACAGAAUGUGCAAUACCAUGUUCCAAACCAUCCUGUUCCACACCUGUGUAGGUUUUAGUUUUCUCACUAAUUAAAGACUUAAGAAUGUCAAAAUGCUAAGUGCAAGAAUGUUAUAGAUGUCUUAAUUAAAACAUAAUAUACAAUAAUAUAUACUGUAUAUUAUUGAUUUACAUGUAACAAGGUACUAAGUCCCAGUCCAGUAAAAUAACUCUCUUUGAUUAUUUUUAUAUCUUACCCUACAUAAAAUGUAUUAUAAUUUACAAUAAUUUGUUUGUGAAAGUUGUAUGUUGUAUUAAAAUAAAAAAGAGCAUGGUUAUUGAGAGUUCUAUCAUCGCUGAGAUUCCAAAGUAUUAUUGCUUGCUGCCCCCCUCUGGUUAAUCUUGGUCAUGCAGAGGUGAUGUCUCCUCAAAGGAGGCCUUAUAAUUUUUGGUCUUGCUGAAUUGCUUGAAGUUAGUUAAAAGGGCUUUCUGUAUUAUUUGAAUCUGAAAACAGAAUUUUUCAGUAAAUACAUGUACUUAAAAUACAUUCCGAUUGAAAACUGCUUUAACUCACAGAUCAUGUAUUUUGCAUUGUUUCUUUUUUUUAUUCAUACGACACAUCAAUUGGAUGGAUAUCUUUACGGAGAUAAAUCUACAAAGCCUAAUUCGGACCCCAAACACAACACCUAUAAGCUUGUCUAUUUAAGUAUAAAUAUAUAUAUACAUUAAGGUUCAAUAGAUUGGGUUCACUUGUCAUUGUUUUCGAAAGGAAAGCUAAUUGUCUAUUACAGUAAAAUCUUAUUGAUAAGAAAUACAGUUGGCAUUGUUAA
This is a messenger RNA of Esox lucius (northern pike), 3031 nucleotides long. Its product is annotated as small integral membrane protein 28. Lineage: Eukaryota; Metazoa; Chordata; Actinopteri; Esociformes; Esocidae. The coding region runs from base 592 to 1128 and encodes 178 amino acids. The record is from RefSeq and is a predicted model, not a curated record. The transcript is spliced from 4 exons.